Cylicostephanus goldi is the source of this 540-nucleotide messenger RNA. Lineage: Eukaryota; Metazoa; Nematoda; Chromadorea; Rhabditida; Strongylidae. The record is from the annotation of a GenBank genome assembly.
AUGUUCAAAGCCUUGCGACGGUUGCACGGCCAAAAUCUCGAAAGCAAGGGGCUUAACGACAUGUCAGAGGCGUUCCAAUCUUUUGUGACCAGAGCACGCUUUUUUAGUGUAGGCAAACUGAGGCGGACAUGGUCACAUUCAGCGGCUGAGUUUGUAAAAUAUCGUCGCUUAUUGCCGAUGCUUAUGGCUGAUGGACAGGAUUUUGAUGGAGGAGAAACAGAUGGUCAGUUCAUAGUUUCUCUGCAUUUUUUCUGUUUGUUAGAGAUUUCGAUAAUGUUAUUAACAGCGCCCGGUUUUUCAAGCUAUGUAUACUAUUUCGACGCUGCUCUGGCAUUUCAUGCAAGAUCGAAAGAAGACAGAAAAAUCAUAGUGACAAAUAUCUCAUCGAGAGUUACAUCUCCACAGCUGCACUCGUUCUUUUCAAAGUUUGGAAAGGUCUCACAUUGUUCGCUGCCGCGUGAGGAUCGACGUCAGACUAUGUUUGGCACUAUGCCGAGGCAUUUUAAAAAUUGCGGGACAGCCGUAGUAACGUUCAAGUAA